Molecule: messenger RNA, 2046 nt
Organism: Rhizoctonia solani
Lineage: Eukaryota; Fungi; Basidiomycota; Agaricomycetes; Cantharellales; Ceratobasidiaceae
Exons: 14
Coding region: 1-2046 (681 amino acids)
Molecular function (GO): protein binding
Source: RefSeq, a predicted model, not a curated record
AUGGCGCCAACAACCAGGUCAUUGAAGCGUCGUGCAGACGAUGCGCUACCCGUGACUCCUGAAACAACUCAGACCGCCACCGCCACCAAAGAGGAUGAACUUACCGUGCAGUCCGGAGACGAACGUUCUGAUGCUCCAGUGUCAGACACCAAAACCGAGACCAGAUCUGCUCGGAAACGUCCUCGUCGCACUCAGAAAGAAGAGGGUAACUCUGCCGUUAUCAGGUCAUCCAAACAAGUCAAGAUCAAGGGGAAACUUGAAGUGUUUAAGAACCUACCGGUUGAAGUUUUUAUCGGGAUUGCCAAGUAUCUACAUCCAUUUGACCUCGUUCUCCUCUCCCGAGUCAACAAAUUUUUUCGCGAGCUAUUUAUGAGCCGUCAAGCCGCGUCUAUCUGGGUCUCGGCUCGGCUGAAUGUGCCUGAUCUUCCCCCAUGUCCACCCGAGCUUUGUGAGCCGCAAUAUGCAGCGCUUUUAUUUACGAAAAUAUGCUCGCAUUGCGGAAAAUACGCACCACGUCACAUGGAUCCUAUCCUACUGGUUAGACUAUGUUCAAGCUGUCGAGAGGACGAGUUCAAGUGCAUGCGAAGCACAUACGAAAAAGUACCGGAUUUGAAUUUGAUCUCGCGCUCUUCAGAAUGCGUCCCUCGUAGUUUCCGCCGAUAUGGUUUGCUCUGCCUCAGUAGUGAUGCCGAUGCCAUCGAGUCCAAAAUCAAAGAGCUCAUGGCUGCUGGAGAUAAAGAAGCUCUGUCUCGUUGGAAAGAAGAGCGCAAAAAUGCGGUGGAGAAUCGAUACAUCAAUGCUGAUCUCUUCAGAAAAUGGUUCGCAGCUCGGGACCGAGAUCGAGAAUCAGAGCUUAAUCAAUUAAAGGAUGCCCAUGAAGCCGAAGUAGAGUCCCGACUCAUAAGUCUGGGAUGGGAAAAGGUUGAUCAUCUGCCUCAAGAUAGACGUAGAGGCAAACGGUGGCUCUCUCUCGUUCGUAGUUCCAAAUCUUUGACGGACCGUGCGUGGGAAAAAUUGCUCCCAUUGCUCACAGAGCAUCUCGAAAUAAACAAGAAGGAGCGCCUUGUGAGAGAGCGUUGUAAUCGCAGAACUGAACGCUCUUUACAAGUCAUCGACUUUUGGAACUCGACCAAGGAGCAGCUGCCUUGCCUAAUUGAGAUGAUUCAAGAACAAGUCGACACCGAAAAUGUUUCUCCGACUGAUACGUCCAAGAGUGCUAUACGCCGGUCUUUCCCUCCGUUGUUUGAAGUGCAGAGACUGCCUGAAUGCCAAAAAUUGAUGGAAGAAGACAUAACUGGAUCAGAAAUGAAAUUGAAGCUUUUGGAGAAACAAGACGUUUUCACCGAAUUCGCUGACAAGUGGGCAACCCGGCUGGAAGAAAUGUUGAUCCAGCACCUGCCGGAUCAUGUCGAGCCACCCGAUUUUAACAUGCAGGGGUCUUCUCUCAGACCUCGUAUACAGCCCGCUGAUACCCUUUUCGCUGGGGUUCAGAUGUUGUUACGAGCAGAUGUUAUCUUCAAGCGGAACGGAUACAGUUCAAGAAGCUUCUAUCCUGAAGAUUUUUCAGAUACCCCCCGCCCAGAUAUAUUAUCUUAUGAUACAGAGGCGUCAAGUAUGGCCACCGAGUUAUUACGCGCACUCGGGAAACCAGGAGCAACGUACUUGGAAAUAAAAUCCAUGGGGACCGUUUUUAAGUGCGGGAGAUGCCAUGAUCAUGGUGGACCUCUCAACUGGAAGACUAUUAUUUAUCAUUAUAUCGAACAAAAGUCGGAAUGGCUUCGUCGAACCCAAUCUCAAAGCGUCCGCUUGGCCGAGGAUUUUGUCUAUCUAUCCUCCCAUGACACAAAAGUGGAAAAUUCAAAGCCGCUGGUUCGAGUUGUGAAAAAGAACGAUUAUACUCCAUAUUAUUUAUACCAUGACGGGGUAUCGUGCUUAGUAUGUAGCAAGGUCGGCAUUCAUCAUAAAUUCCCAGAAUCUUUCAUUGGCGAUCAUCUAUAUGACGUGCAUUUGAUCGAAGAACCGGAAAAGGGAAAGCAUUUUCAAUAG